GCUCGGCGGGCAGAGAGCGCAGGCUCGGUUGCGGGCGCCGCUGGUCGAAGGGCUCGGGCGUCCGGCUGCCUCUUUGCAGAGCCCCGGGCGAGCGGGCGGGCGAGGGCGGAAGGCGCCAGAGCUGCAGCGGCGGAGGCAUCCCUUCCCGGGGGCUGAGCCCGCCAGGGGCUCCCCGGGGACUUGGGCGCCGGGCCGCUCUCUGCCUAUCCCGGCGUCUAACAGGUUGCUGGUCGGGGCGGGCGGGCGGCUGCGCGCCCGACAGCGCCGAUGCUGCGCCAAGACGCGCUCGGGCAGCCGGUCGAGUGACCUGUUGGCGCUCCCGCUGCGCAACUUCGGGCGGCCGAGGCGAGGAGAGGGGUGCCCGCGGGCAGCCCCCUGCCUGCCCCGACGCCAGAGCUUGCGCCCCGCUCUUCCGGGCUGCUCGGGCCGGCCUGCUGCCCGGUCUGCUCUUUUUGCGGGGAGGCGAGAGCAGCAUGCUGGGGGCUCCCCCCGCAAGCAGCCCCCGCAGCCCCGCCGUGUGACCCUCCAGGGUGGCGGCCAUGGCAGCAGCCAUCGCCAGCUCCCUGAUCCGUCAGAAGAGGCAAGCGCGGGAGAGGGAGAAGUCCAACGCCUGCAAAUGUGUCAGCAGCCCCAGCAAGUCCAAGACCAGCUGCGCCGACAAGAAGAAGCUCAGCGUCUUCUCCCGGGUCAAGCUCUUCGGCUCCAAGAAAAGGCGGCGGAGGAGACCAGAGCCACAGCUUAAAGGCAUUGUGACGAAACUGUACAGUCGGCAAGGAUACCACUUGCAGCUGCAAGCAGAUGGAACUAUCGAUGGCACUAAGGAGGAGGAGAGCACCUAUACUUUGUUUAACCUCAUACCCGUGGGUUUACGAGUGGUGGCGAUUCAAGGCGUUCAAACAAAACUAUACUUAGCGAUGAAUAGCGAAGGAUACUUAUAUACAUCGGAACAUUUCACGCCGGAAUGCAAGUUCAAAGAAUCGGUUUUUGAGAAUUACUACGUUACUUACUCCUCCAUGAUCUACAGACAACAGCAGUCCGGGAGAGGCUGGUAUUUGGGUCUUAACAAAGAAGGUGAAAUCAUGAAAGGAAACCAUGUGAAGAAAAACAAACCCGCAGCACACUUCCUUCCCAAACCAUUAAAAGUGGCCAUGUACAAAGAACCCUCCCUCCACGAUCUUACUGAAUUUUCACGAUCUGGCAGUGGAACCCCAACAAAAAGCAGAAGCGUCUCAGGAGUCCUAAACGGUGGGAAAUCCAUGAGCCAAAACGAAUCGACGUAGCCAGGUUGAGGGGGGGACAAGUGGAGAGAUGCAUCAAUGGAAUUACCUCUGGAAUCAUGGUCGAACCCUUCCUUAGCAAUCAAUCAUCCAAACGUUCUGGUCCAGACAAGUCACCGAACUUGCAUAGGGUCAUGUGUCUUACCAACCAUUAGACCUGGUUGUUCAAAAAAAUUUUUUUUAAAAGAGAAAGAUCCAAAUAACAUAGAAUGUGCUUGUUCAAUCUUACAAGGAUAGUCAAAACAAACAUAACUUGUGACAUAAAAUUGCAGAGAAGACAAUAUCCAUCUCGCUUGCUCCGUCCGUCUGUCUAAUCUCACCUAUGCUUUGUGGGGGGGAAAAGAAAUAAUAUUAAUUAAGAGGCAGAAAAUGACCCUUACCGCUGAUCUGAAUUUGCUUUCUAACCAAGAAAGAAAUCCAAUCAAAGACUUUUUUUGCUCCUUCAAAAGAAAUUUUAACGCUUAACUUUUUUUUUCCUAUGUAGCAUUAGAGGGCUAA
Molecule: messenger RNA, 1775 nt
Organism: Sphaerodactylus townsendi
Lineage: Eukaryota; Metazoa; Chordata; Lepidosauria; Squamata; Sphaerodactylidae
Gene: FGF13
Product: fibroblast growth factor 13
Exons: 5
Coding region: 540-1280 (246 amino acids)
Biological process (GO): positive regulation of protein phosphorylation; fibroblast growth factor receptor signaling pathway; cell differentiation
Cellular component (GO): cytoplasm
Molecular function (GO): fibroblast growth factor receptor binding; growth factor activity
Source: RefSeq, a predicted model, not a curated record